AUGUACAUCCUCCCUGUCCUAGGCUACCUCGGCCUUAUCCUCGGCUUCUGCUUCCUCACCCUCUCCAUAGCAUCGGGCCUCUACUACCUCUCCGAGCUCGUCGAGGAGCAUUCCGUCCUCUCCGCGCGCCUCCUGCGCAGUCUCAUCUACAUCAUCAUCGGCGUACAGACUCUCCUCUGGCUCGUGGAUGGGUUCCCCUUCCCCCUGACAGCCCUGGGCAUCGCAUCGCAUGCCGUCUAUGCGAGCAACCUGCGACAUUUCCCCAUCGUCAAACUACGGGAUCCGCUGUUCAUUCUCAGCUGUGUGUUGGUGCUGAUCAAUCAUUGGGUGUGGUUUCAGCAUUUUUCGCAACCGGCGCCAUAUAGGAAUCGUGGGAGCAACCUGGGGAAUCGAUUUCGGGAUCGAUACCAGACUGCGGUGCCGCAGCCAAGCUUUACGGAGAUCGCAUCGUAUUUCGGAUUGUGUGUAUGGCUGGUCCCAUUUGCCUUGUUUGUGAGCUUGAGCGCAGGAGAGAAUGUGCUACCGAGCAUGGGUUCGGAGUAUGCUACAGGCGAGAGAAAUGGGACCGUGGGACAGAGAAGAAAGCGAAGGAACACUGGAAUGGCUAAAGCUGCCGUGGAUGGGGUGAGAGAGUGGGUGGGUGAAACAGGGGCUGUUAUGGGACUCUGGCAUGGAGAAAAUGUAAGAAGAUUUCAGUGA
Messenger RNA from Endocarpon pusillum Z07020, 699 nucleotides. RefSeq lists its product as uncharacterized. Gene Ontology annotation, molecular function: COPII receptor activity. Gene Ontology annotation, cellular component: COPII-coated ER to Golgi transport vesicle; Golgi membrane; endoplasmic reticulum membrane. Lineage: Eukaryota; Fungi; Ascomycota; Eurotiomycetes; Verrucariales; Verrucariaceae. Gene Ontology annotation, biological process: endoplasmic reticulum to Golgi vesicle-mediated transport. Bases 1 to 699 code for a protein of 232 amino acids. The record is from RefSeq and is a predicted model, not a curated record. The transcript has a single exon.